AUGUUUUCUUUCAAGAUCCUCCUGCUGAUCACUGCGUUUUUACGAGCAGUUCAUGCUCAAGACGCGUGCCCGAAAGCGCCCACGUUUCCUGACACGGUCUCGAAUUGCAACCUCUGGCACACCAUCGUUUCUGGGGACACAUGUUACAGCGUCGAGCAGAAGUUUGGCAUCACUUCGAAGCAGUUUCUGCAAUGGAACCCAUCUGUCUCGUCUGACUGUCUGACAAACUUCUGGCUGGGCGAGGCCUACUGCGUCGGCGUUGGUAGUAAAAAAGCAGACUGUUCCAAGUCUAGCAGCACAUCUAGUACCUCUCGCACAUCUACGUCUUCCAGCCGUAGCAGCCACCCGACGACAAGUAGCACCACCACGCAGAACGCUACAUACUCAACGCGUUUCCCCAUCACAAGCUACAACCUGACGACCCCGACUGUCGGGAUAGCUUGGCCGCCUACCCGGACCAAAGGGGGACAGCCCAGCUACUGCCGUUCGUGGCACUUGGUCAAUUCCGGUGAUACAUGUCAGAGUAUCGUGAAUAGAAAUGGCGGUGACAUCACCUUGGAUGACUUGCAACAGUGGAACCCGACACUUGGGUCAGAUUGCUCGGGUCUUUCUCCCCUUCUGCAACAGUUCCAGACACUCACCGGAGCCUCGCAGACGUCGGCUGGUGGCGACAAAUGCGACCAUCCCGAAUCCGACCUCUUAUACGCCGCCGACAACUACCUCCGUGGACUUUGCCUUCACGCCAUCGCCAACACAGGCGGGCAUGCCGAGCGGCUGCCAGUCGUACUAUCUCGCCCAAGCCCACUACAGUUCGGCUCGUUCCAGGCGUCCGACUUCAUGAAAUGGAAUCCCAGCGUCGGGUCCGACUGCGGAGGGCUCGAGAUGGGCCUCUACUACUGCGUGGCCAUCGAUGGUACGCCCUCCACCCGCACGGCGCCCUUCUCCGCCACCACCACGGCUGCAUCGUCCACUUCUCUGCCCAAGGGCUGCGCAGAUACCUGGUUCGUUGGGGUAGAUGACACAUGUCAGUCUAUCACCGACUACAAAAAUAUCCCGCUGGCCAGCUUCAUCAAGUGGAACCCGCAGUUGAACGCCCACAACUCGACCGAUUGCCAAGUGGCACCUAACACGUACGUCUGUGUCGGCAGCAGUGACGGGGCUACCACGACAGACUUGUUCUCCUCGACGGCGACUGGUACCGCAACAUCUAGUACCAGCAGCACCAGGACAACGAGCAGUUCGACGACAACAAGAGUCGCCGUAUCCACGCCUGCUCCAACACAGGCAGGGAUGGUCCAGGGCUGUAUGCGGUUCUACUAUGUAGAAGAAGGCGACGGGUGUUGGCAGAUCGUUCAUGACGCUAAUAUUGACCUCGGUACAUUUCUUUCAUGGAAUCCAGGCGCCAAAAGUGAUUGCUCAGGGCUGUGGUUGCACUCGUACUGCUGUAUUGGCAUCAGUGGACCAGUGACUACCAUAACUAGCGGAACUGCUAUUCCUGCACCAACUCUAUAG
This is a messenger RNA of Thyridium curvatum, 1512 nucleotides long. RefSeq lists its product as uncharacterized. Bases 1 to 1512 code for a protein of 503 amino acids. The record is from RefSeq and is a predicted model, not a curated record. Lineage: Eukaryota; Fungi; Ascomycota; Sordariomycetes; Thyridiales; Thyridiaceae. The transcript is spliced from 10 exons.